Molecule: messenger RNA, 1554 nt
Organism: Suricata suricatta (meerkat)
Lineage: Eukaryota; Metazoa; Chordata; Mammalia; Carnivora; Herpestidae
Gene: HMCES
Product: 5-hydroxymethylcytosine binding, ES cell specific
Exons: 7
Coding region: 121-1176 (351 amino acids)
Biological process (GO): DNA damage response
Molecular function (GO): single-stranded DNA binding
Source: RefSeq, a predicted model, not a curated record
CUGAGUGCCCGCGGAGAAGAGUGUCGCGGACGGCCUAGCGGAGGUGGACGUGAGGUGAGGGGCACGGAAGAGGGGGACCGCAGGCGAACGGGAAGAGUGUGUGCGAGGCCCCGCCCGACGAUGUGCGGCCGAACCUCCUGCCACCUGCCCAGAGACGUGCUAGCGAGAGCGUGUGCCUAUCGGGACCGGCAGGGCCGGGAGCGGCUCCCCGAGUGGAAGGACCCCGACAAGUACUGCCCCUCGUACAACACGAGCCCUCAGUCCAACAGCCCCGUGCUCUUGUCGCGAGUGCACUUCGAGAAGAGUGCAGACUCAUCAGAGCGUAUCAUUGCCCCCAUGCGAUGGGGUUUGGUCCCAUCUUGGUUCAAAGAGGAUGACCCUUCCAAGCUGCAGUUCAACACUACCAACUGCCGUAGUGAUACCAUAAUGGAGAAGCGGUCCUUCAAGGUACCUCUUGGAAAGGGAAGACGCUGUGUCGUUUUAGCAGAUGGAUUCUACGAGUGGCAGAAAUGUCAGGGAACAACCCAAAAGCAGGCAUACUUCAUCUACUUUCCCCAAGCAAGAACAGAAGGGUCGGGUAGCGUUGAUGUUGCAGACAGUCUUGAGCACUGGGAGAAAGUCUGGGACAACUGGAGGCUGCUGACAAUGGCGGGCAUCUUUGACUGCUGGGAGCCCCCAGAAGGAGGAGACCUCCUGUACUCCUACACCAUCAUCACAGUAGAUGCCUGCAAAAGCUUGAAUGACAUUCACCACAGGAUGCCUGCCAUCUUAGAUGGAGAGGAAGAAGUCUCCAAAUGGCUUGACUUUGGUGAAGUCUCAACUCAGGAAGCUCUGAAGUUAAUCCGCCCCACAGAGAACAUCCACUUCCAUGCGGUCUCAUCGGUGGUGAACAACUCCUGGAACAACACUCCAGACUGUCUGACUCCUGUCAACUUGCUGGUCAAAAAGGAGCCCAAGGCAAGUAGUAGUAGCCAGAAGAUGAUGCAGUGGCUGGCCACAAAGUCACCCAAAAAGGAAGACCCCAAAACACCCCAAAAGGCAGAGCCAGAUGUGCCCCAAUGGUCCAGCCAGUUCCUGCAGAAGAGCCCACUCCCCACCAAGAGAGGCGCUGCGGGACUCUUGGAGAGGUGGCUGAAGCAGGAGGAGCCCAUGGCCAAGCGGCCUCACAGCCAGUAACAGGACUCAGGGACUGCACUCACGAUUUGUAGCACUCACUGUUGUGGCUGGUGACAGGUCCUUGCACUGUCCACUUGUGGAUUUGCUCUGGGAUGUGGUAGUACGGGGUUAGCUGGUAGUUGUUGGUCCAGGGGUGAGUAGCUAUCCUGCCUGCAGCCAGGAACCCACAGGGAGGCAAAUGGGCAGCCUAGAGAGAGGGGCCACCACCAUCAGUUCAUAAGGGGUGUGACAGCUUUGCCCUCUCCUGAUUUGCCUGGUGGAUGCUGCUGGCAGUUCUCAGCCCUGACCUGGUACUGCUCACAGAAGGCUGUUUUCUGCCAGCUUGUGGAAUUAAAUUCUUAAAACGUUUUUUUUUCUGAAUAAAUUAUAUUUGAUAAA